CGAGGCGGAUUUGUUUUGCAGACUUCCUCCUCUGCGUGUUUUCAUAAACAAAACACAUUUUUUGGACGCAGCCGCACAGUCGAGCUGUCAGCCAGCCAGCAUUGUCCGAUCCCUGCUUUAAUGUCGCACCUUUCCAGCUUUAUUUUAAAGCUUUAAAUUCAAAAAUCAAAGAAAAAACAAGCAAGUCUGGGUUGUCUUUGUCUUGGUCGACGCACCGACAGCUCGACCUCUCUGCAGCCGAUUCUGCUGCAUGAUCUCCGGCUGUGAGUCACUCUGGUCCGCACGGAGCUCCUCACAGACAUGGUGAAGCUGACAAAGGCCAAGACGUUCCAGGCGUACCUGGACUCGUGCCACCGUCGCUACAGCUGUGUGCACUGUCGCGCCCAUCUGGCCAACCAUGACGAUCUCAUCUCCAAGUCUUUCCAAGGCAGCCAAGGCCGAGCCUACCUCUUUAACUCUGUGGUGAACGUCGGCUGUGGUCCUGCGGAGGAGAGGCUGCUGCUCACAGGACUUCACGCAGUCGCCGACAUCUACUGUGAAAACUGUCACACCACGCUGGGCUGGAAAUAUGAACAAGCCUUUGAGCUGAGUCAGAAGUACAAGGAGGGGAAGUUUAUCAUCGAGCUGUCCCACAUGAUAAAGGACAAUGGCUGGGACUGAGAGGGAAAUCAUCAUCUUUCUCCAUGACUUUUUUUCAAAGGUUGCAUCCCCCUCGACUUAAAAAGGGUUCCAGUGUAGCUUCCUCAUCCCGCGUACGAGCCAUCGCUGUGUCUCACUUUCACUUCGUACGGCUUCGCAAAGAAUAGCAUGUGGCGCCUUAUCUUUUUCUGCUCUUCAUGUUGUUUUUCCAGCGACCACAACAAAACAUUUUGCUGAUCUUGCUAUCCAGAUUGCUAGUUGUGCUGGGGACAUGGACUGAAUGAGUGCAGGGUUUGUGUGUGAACGACUGGGAGACGUAGUCACGCAGGCGCGAGUGCGUGUUGGAUUUUAAAGCGUGUGUGUUUGAGUGAUGAGCGCUUCACAGUCUCGCCGUGUGGGGACGAGGCCACGGCAAGUCAAAUAAUCUGACCUUUUUUACAUAUGAGAUGCAGUUAUUUGGGGUUUUCCUUUAGAGUUUAAGGUGAACAUUUAGACAUAUCUGGCCCAAACUGAGUAAAGUAUACUGGCCUGUUUAACCCGUAGAUCAUUUUUGAGUGAUGAAAGGGUGUGGGAAUGCUUAAAGCAGUGGGAGGGUUUUUUUUUUUUUUUUUAUCAGUGACAUUCAUGUUUUUAUGGUAAGAACUGAAACACUUGUUCAUAUUUUGUUAAAGGCAAUCAGGAUGUUGAAUUAGUGACGUUAAAGCCCACAAAAGUCUCCUGCAGGAAUUCUUAAAUCUGGUAUGAAUGUCUUCUGCUUGUAGGUAUACAUUUUAGUGUGUGUGUGUGUGUGUGUGUGUGUGUGUGUGUGUGUGUGUGUGUGUGUGUGUGUGUGUGUGUGUGUGUGUGUGUGUGUGUGUGUGUGUGUGUGUGUGUGUGUGUGUGUGUGUGUGUGUGUGUGUGUGUGUGUGUGUGUGUGUGUGUGUCAGUGCUGAGAUGUCUUUAGCUGGAUGAAGCAUUAGCCUGGGGUUCACAUGUAGACUUUCCACUGCACAGUCGGGACAUCUUCACUUUUACCUAAUGCUGAUGAGAUCUCUCCUUCAUGUGUUUUGUGUGUAGUCUAACACGGAGCUGCCGAUCAAAUCACUCAAUCGUGUUAGAGCAAAGUGUGAUUAGGAUUAUGUAGCAUAUUUAUGGUGAUUUUUAAUGUCUGCUUAUUUCAUUAAAAGUGUAUUAUUUUAUCCUAAUCUUUCAUUAAAAUACAGUGUGUCUGUAA
This is a messenger RNA of Anoplopoma fimbria (sablefish), 1852 nucleotides long. RefSeq names its product yippee-like 3 (gene ypel3). Lineage: Eukaryota; Metazoa; Chordata; Actinopteri; Perciformes; Anoplopomatidae. The record is from RefSeq and is a predicted model, not a curated record. Bases 301 to 660 code for a protein of 119 amino acids. The transcript has 5 exons.